Messenger RNA from Mustela erminea (ermine), 3319 nucleotides. It is a transcript of the gene CFL2, whose product is annotated as cofilin 2. Gene Ontology annotation, cellular component: cytoplasm; actin cortical patch; actin cytoskeleton. Gene Ontology annotation, molecular function: actin filament binding. The record is from RefSeq and is a predicted model, not a curated record. Gene Ontology annotation, biological process: actin filament severing; actin filament fragmentation; cell motility. The transcript is spliced from 4 exons. Bases 128 to 628 code for a protein of 166 amino acids. NCBI's taxonomy places the organism in Eukaryota, Metazoa, Chordata, Mammalia, Carnivora, Mustelidae.
CCUCCGCCUCUCGGGCUGCAGCUCCCGGCGUGCCCCGCACUCGCCGCUGCCCGCCCGCCCCUCCCUCUCCUACCAGUGCCACAGAGCCGGAGUCCGAGCCGCCGCCGCAGCCACAGCCGCGGGCACUAUGGCUUCUGGAGUUACAGUGAAUGAUGAAGUCAUCAAAGUUUUUAAUGAUAUGAAAGUAAGGAAAUCUUCUACACAAGAGGAGAUCAAAAAAAGAAAGAAAGCCGUUCUCUUCUGUUUAAGCGAUGACAAAAGACAAAUAAUUGUAGAAGAAGCAAAGCAGAUCUUGGUGGGUGACAUUGGUGAUACUGUAGAGGACCCCUACACAUCUUUUGUGAAGUUGCUACCUCUGAAUGAUUGCCGAUAUGCUUUGUACGAUGCCACAUACGAAACAAAAGAGUCUAAGAAAGAAGACCUAGUAUUUAUAUUCUGGGCUCCUGAAAGUGCACCUUUAAAAAGCAAGAUGAUUUAUGCUAGCUCUAAAGAUGCCAUUAAAAAGAAAUUUACAGGUAUUAAACAUGAGUGGCAAGUAAAUGGCUUGGAUGAUAUAAAGGACCGUUCAACACUUGGAGAGAAAUUGGGAGGCAAUGUAGUAGUUUCACUUGAAGGAAAACCCUUAUAAAAUGACAGUCAAGUGCCAUCUGGAUCUUAAGGAGCUUCCAUUUCUCCAGCUCAAUCAAUUGAAAUAGUAUUAGGUGUUUUGUUUUGUUUUGUUUUCUUUCUCUUCCCACUGGGUCCUUCCAAUACAGUGAAUGAAGGAAAUACCAUUCAUGUAAGCAACCUAUCAGUGAUUGCCAUUAGACUGUUUAAAUACUGUUACUUUAAUGUAGAAUCCAAGGAAUGCCUUCCCAUCAUAUUUUAGCCAAAACAACUGGUUAUAUGCCUCCCUUGCAGCAAGCACUACAAUGAAAGUGAUUGUCAAUGUGAAUAGCUUAGAAUACUGCAAAGGGUAAGCUGAUUGGAUGCCUUGAAAGUAUUAUCCACUGGUCAGAUGGUAAACUUUAUUCAGUAUUAUUAUUUAUAGUUGCACUUGAUUGCAGUUCUGUGAGGCUCAAGCAUUCAUACACCUCACCUGCCUUGGCAAGCCUAUUUUUGUGACAUGGCAGCACAGAUAAAACACUAUGCAUUGAAAGCACUUUUUUUGUAAUGAGUUUAACCUCCCACCGCUCCCCCCAAAGGAAUGCCAAUUAAGUUUUGUUAACUGUGUCAUCCACUUAUCCUAGUACCUCAGUAUUCAUUCCUGUUACCUGCAUAUCUUAAAAGAAAUAGCUGUUACUAAUGCCUCUUCAUUUUCCAUUGAGUGUACACUACUGAAUAAGUGUAGGAGUUUAUGUUUACCAUGUAAGUUUUGAAACACUAAAAGUAUUUUGAAUAUCAGUCAUGAUGGCAAUUUCUGUAUAAAAGAGCCUUAAAUGGAACAUUGUUUUUGAGAUCAAACCCCACCCUCACAAUAAUAGCCACGUUGCAAUAAAAAUUGUGGCAUAUUACAGAACGUUGCCUUGUUUUCCUUGGACAUUUUGCAAAAUGGUAUGUGAAGCAACUUCUAAGGUAAACAGCUAUUAUUAAUCUUUGCACUGGUCAUUUUAAGAAUUUUUUUGUACAACAUUCAUGCAUGAUAUUUUCCAGUUUGUUGAGUUUAAAAAAUAUUCUAUCCUAAAGCCAGUUAAUAGAAAAUAUUGUGACAGAGGGAUACUUUUAUAAGCAUUAGUUUAUUUAUUUCCUUAUAUGUUAAUAUGAAGAUCAGAAGUUAUUUUUUGCACUUUGACAUAAAUAUUCUUCAAUACCAGAUUUGUUCUCUGGGUAAAUUAGGGUAGUUAUUUUUUAAUUCACGUUUACAUUUCUAAGUAAUUGAGUAGUAGAAGCAGGAAGCUCUUACUGCGUAUUUGGUCGUAAUGAAAGUAAUUUAUAAAAUGUCCUUCAAAAGUUAAUACUCCUUACGUUUAGAAUCUUUCAUUUCAGCUAUCAUUUCUUAAUUUAUUUUGCAAAUUGGAAAGAAAAAACGAUGUAGCAGUCUUAAGCAUUAGUAGUGGGAUUUGGCUGUGGUCCAGAGUGCUCUCCUUAUAGAGAAUUUGAUCUGCUCAGUGUGAGCAGUUUGCUGUUAGCCAGAGCUAUUUAUGGCAAACACAUGCUUUUGUAUCUUGUCAUAGUUAUCCACAAAUGGCAAAACUGGACUCGAUUCUACUGGUAUGCAAAACAGGCAUGCUAGUAAGCAGUCAAUCGUGGCUUAGAACUUAACCCCAUAGCUCUGAAGAGUGUGCUCUUAUCAGAAAAUGGGAAACAGAAACUCUCCCUUUUUUUUUUUUUAAUGUGUGAAAGUAAUUUGAGUGUCAUCAGGUAUUUUCCCAUAUUUUCAAAAGAUUUUUUUUCAGGUGGACACAAAAAUAGGAGUUAAAUGUCUAGGCUUCCUUUUAAAAUUAUAUGAAUGGCUUGGGAUCUUUUGCUCUGAGCCAUUUUAUUUCAGGCUUCCAGCUGUCCCUGUGAGUUAUCCUGGACAUUUUCAUGGCUUUUUGGUAAGGCUAAACUCAUAAGGAAAGUAUGACAGUAAUGGCAUACUAAACCAUAUGUGUAACCGAUUCUUAUACCAUUUAAUUUUUCAUUUUCUCAUUCUAAAAAAUAAGGGAAUCUAAGUUAUGUAGUAUCUUUUAUUUUUAAAGCUGAUUUAUCAGCUUCUAUGCCUCAUAUAAUAAUAAUUUCAGAGAUCAAAUAUUGCUUUAAACUGUGUUACUUUAAUUUGUUUGAUUGACAGACUGAUAACUAAGUUCAUUUUUGAAAUACAUCUUUGUGCAUAAAGCCAAAAAUAAUGAUAAAAUUAAUGGUUCACAUGUUACUUGAGACUAAUUUGGCGUUUGAAAUGAUCGUUUUAUUUUACAAUUAUUUACAAUGAACAAUGUUCCAGUUAGCUUUAAAAGUUAUACGGUGCUAAUUAGUAAAAUAUUGCUUUCAAUAUUUUACUGCUAGCUUGCAAAAUUAUAAAUGUUUAAAAAAAUAAAAUGUAUGAAAAUAUAUAAAGCUGUUGAGAUGUGUUUACUUCAGAACAUUAAAAUUUUAAAAACUAAUGUUGCAGAUCAAAGAGGCACCAUUAUUUUUAGUCUUUUUUAGGAUUUUAGUUGAUACACUUUUCUCAUUUACAGAUACCAAUAUUUUUUGAAAAUUUGUAACUUACAGUGAUUAAUUUUAACAUUUGCAGACAAAUGAGAACAGUUGGCAUUUGUCCCAACUGGCUAUCAUCAGCUGUUGUUUUCAGUCAUCUAAAAUAAUGUGGCCAGCAUUGUGUAUUUAAUGUGCCUUUUUAAUAGAUUGAAAAAAAAAAGCC